Messenger RNA from Cuscuta campestris, 2092 nucleotides. Lineage: Eukaryota; Viridiplantae; Streptophyta; Magnoliopsida; Solanales; Convolvulaceae. The record is from the annotation of a GenBank genome assembly.
AAACACCUAAGUAGGACUAAAACAUUGAAAAUAUACCAAAAUAGGACUUCCAUGUUUUUAUUCCCGAAAUAGAACUUACAUUACCAAACAUCGUCAUAUACAUUACCAAGAAAGUAUAGUGAUUUGCACAUGUACACUGCAACAUUACCACAAUGCAAAGUCCUAUUCCGGGAAAAAAACAUGAAAGUCCUAUUUUAGUACUUUUCUCUAUUCAAUAAAUAAAAAGAACAUAUUUUCGAGGACAACAAAAAAAAAUGAAAUGAAAAGGGGAUCUGGGAGUAUAUAAAGCAUAUAAGUCGACAACGAUCCAGCUAAUAAGGAAGAUGGAAAGAUCAGAAAGGGAGAGUGGAGUUGAUGAAAGGGGAGAAGGGAGAGUAGUGGUUCUGGUGCCAUACCCUUUGCAAGGGCACAUGACCCCCUUGCUGCAACUAGGACACGCCCUCCACUCGAAGGGCUUCUCCGUCAAAAUUGCCCACACCCAAUACAACCCCCCCACCCCUUCCCACCACCCAAACUUGUCCUUCCACAACUUAGCAGAGGGAGAUGAUAUUCCAAGUGGUGAUGUGGCCGAAAGACUGAUUUUUGCCGGCACCAUGAAUGAGAAUUGUAGGGUACCCCUUCGGGAGUAUCUGGAGAAACUGGGUGACGACGUCCGUUGCGUCAUCUACGACAAUCUCAUGUACUAUGCUGGCCACGUGGCUUCUCUUCUCCGUCUCCCUUCCAUCGUUAUGCGCCCUUUCAGCGCACUUUUCGCUCUAUUUGUAGUCCAUCUUCUCCGACAUGGAGAUUCUGUUUUUCCUGUUCCGGAGUACAAGCUUGAGGAUUCAAUUCCUGAGUUAGAUCUCGUGAGGUACAAGGACAUCCCCUCUUUCAUGAGUUCAAGAGAAGCGAAAAGUUUCAUGUCCAUGUCAACGGAUAUAGGAUCUUCGGUGGCCAUAAUAUGGAACACAGUAGAGGGUCUCGAGCACAAAUGGCUCUCGAGGCUUCAACAGCUCUACAAAGUACCCAUCUUCCCAACAGGCCCUUUUCACAAGUUUUCCAUUACUCCCACGAACACUAGCUUCUUGGAAGAAGACAGAAGCUGUCUCUCAUGGCUGGACAAACAAGCUCCUCAAUCGGUCCUCUUUGUAAGCGCGUCGGGGAGCAUAGCCGAGAUUGAAGAAGGAGACUUUGCGGAGAUUGCUUGGGGGCUCGCCGACAGUGGCCACUCUUUCCUUUGGGCCAUCCGCCCCGGAUCCAUCAAAGGCAUGGAAUGCGAAGAGGGGCAGUGGGAAGACUUGGAGAGGAGAAUGGGAGAGAGGGGAAGGAUAGUGAAAUGGGCACCACAAAAAGAUGUUUUAGCCCAUGGUUCGGUGGGGGGGUUCUGGAGUCACUGCGGUUGGAAUUCGACGAUGGAGGCCCUGGGGGAAGGGGUACCCAUGAUUUGCAGGCCGGUCUUCGCCGACCAACUCACGAAUGCCAGAUUCUUGGUCCAAGAAUGGCGGGUGGGGCUGGAAUUGAAAGAGUUGGAGAGAGGUGUGAUUGCAAAAACUGUUAAAGAGCUUAUGAGGGAAGGGGAUGAGAGGGACAAGGUGAAGAAGAAUGCCAUGGGGAUGAAGCGGAAAUUAGAUGAUUCUUUCAAGAGAGAUGGAUCUUCACACAGAGCUCUGAAUGAACUUGCACACUUCAUUUCUUCGCUCCCACGUUGUGAACUUCGAUUGUAAUUUCAUUGACGGUGAGCGCAAUUGGCAAAGACAAAGAGUGCCAAGGGAUAUACCUGAGUUUGAUUUCUGACAACUGCGGUGUGACAACUAUAUUAAACAUAGGGUCUCUCCGAGUACCAAGUGCAGACUCCGCUCUCUACCACCAAUCUACGAUUAAAGUCUAAUUUACUUCUUCUCAAUAACUGUUUGACCGGAUCUUAGAGAUUCUUUUGGGACCCGGCUCAUCCUUUUUUUCGAAUGUAAUUUCUUUGUUUUCCUAAUCUUACAUUCAUGUGUUUGUGUGUUUCAUUAUUCUAGUCAUUUGAUUAAAUUCCCAAUCACUCGGAUCCUAAGGUGUACACGUGUCUAUGUGUGUAUGGAAUAAAAAAAAUUAAAUAAGAAGAGAUUGU